AACAAAGGUAAUGCAUCCAUCUAUUGGCAGAAGCUACUCUACUCUCCCCAAUUCAGCAUCCAACAACAUCAGAGGAAAGGAUAAUGCGAAUCAAUAUGAUAGAUCAAUGGAUAUCAUAAAAUGCGGAACACCUUGCAAAAAAAAAAGAUUUAUUUUUACAUGGCUCAUCAUUUAGCUACAACCAAUCUUGAUUGACAUUGGUUCCUUAUACACUCUGAUGGAAAUUGGGUGGAGACGAAGAAAGAGAGAGAGAGAGAUAAAGCUGCGGAAAGAAAUAUGUGGCUGGUAUUAACGUAAAAUUUUCAUGAAUAGAAACUAAAAUGGGUCGCCGUCCUGCUCGUUGUUAUCGUUACUGUAAGAACAAGCCUUACCCUAAGUCCAGAUACUGUCGUGGUGUUCCCGAUGCCAAGCUUAGAAUCUACGAUUUAGGUCGUAAAAAGGCGUCAGUCGACGAUUUCCCUCUCUGUAUCCAUUUGGUUUCCAACGAAUACGAACAGCUCUCUGCUGAAGCUCUUGAAGCCGGUCGUAUUUGUGCUAACAAGUAUAUGGCCAAGACCAGUGGUAAGGAUUCUUUCCACAUGCGUAUUCGUGUCCAUCCUUACCAUGUCACCCGUAUCAACAAAAUGUUGUCUUGUGCUGGUGCUGAUAGAUUGCAAACUGGUAUGCGUGGUGCUUUCGGUAAGCCUAACGGUCUUGUCGCUCGUGUCAACAUUGGUCAAAUCAUUUUCUCUGUUCGUACCAAGGACUCCAACAAGGCUGUUGUCAUUGAAGCCUUGAGACGUUGUAAGUACAAGUUCCCUGGUCAACAAAAGAUCAUUCUCUCCAAGAAGUGGGGUUUCACUCCUCUUGCUCGUGCUGACUUCGUUGAAGCUCGUGCUGCUGGUUUGAUCAGACCUGAUGGUUGUUACGUCAAGUUCAUUCCUCAAAAGGGUACUCUUAAGAACUACUUCAAGGAAGCCUCUUUGGUCUAAAUAUUUAUAAAAGUUUCUUUUUAUCUAUAUAAAAUCUUGACUUCAGUUUUUUUUUUAUUAUUAUUAUUUAUUAUAA
Messenger RNA from Mucor mucedo, 1047 nucleotides. RefSeq names its product 60S ribosomal protein L10-A. The transcript has a single exon. Gene Ontology annotation, biological process: ribosomal large subunit assembly; translation. The coding region runs from base 321 to 971 and encodes 216 amino acids. The record is from RefSeq and is a predicted model, not a curated record. Lineage: Eukaryota; Fungi; Mucoromycota; Mucoromycetes; Mucorales; Mucoraceae. Gene Ontology annotation, cellular component: cytosolic large ribosomal subunit; ribosome. Gene Ontology annotation, molecular function: structural constituent of ribosome.